This is a messenger RNA of Ruditapes philippinarum (Manila clam), 4410 nucleotides long. Its product is annotated as cyclic AMP-responsive element-binding protein 3-like protein 1. Gene Ontology annotation, biological process: regulation of transcription by RNA polymerase II. The transcript has 10 exons. Gene Ontology annotation, molecular function: cAMP response element binding; DNA-binding transcription factor activity, RNA polymerase II-specific. NCBI's taxonomy places the organism in Eukaryota, Metazoa, Mollusca, Bivalvia, Venerida, Veneridae. The record is from RefSeq and is a predicted model, not a curated record. Bases 305 to 2071 code for a protein of 588 amino acids.
UAGAUUGAAAGAAUUAGUGUCAUGAUAAAUUAUACCCUGCAACAUAUAUAUUAAAGUUGCAAUGACAACUUAAAAACAUAAUGAAUAUAUUUCAAUUGUGGUGAUUAUUCAAAAACAUAUGUUACAGUGAAUUAUUGGGAUUUACUUUGUGGUGUGUAUGAAUAUUAACUUGAGCGUGCUAUUAGGUUGGGAAUUUCUUUUCAAAGCUAAACAGAGCUGAUACAAGUUGGGUGUUUUCCCGUCUCCUUAAUUCUCUUACGGUUUCGACUAUCCCAGGGGUAACUAACCCCGGGACUUAACGAAUAUGGAUCUCCUUUAUGGAAGUGACCAGAAAUUUGGCGGAAUGGAUGAAGAUAUGAGUGAUUUUUUGGAUAACGACGUAUUUCCUUCACCGACAGCGGAUACCAGCAACUACAACAUGGAUGAAGAAUGGUUUAACAGUUUCUUUGUCGACCCUGUCCUUAAUGACAAGAUGAUCACAGAUGCUGCCCAGCCCCCACACAUCAAGUCUGAACACAGCUAUUCCACUAUGAACGAGAACAGCCUAAGCGGCUCCGAGGAUCUUGGCGAUAUGAGCCGACUUGAAGAUUUGGACUCCGAUUUUCUUAUCAAGAAUGCGGCCCUUGACCUUACAACAAAAACCACACCAAACAUGAACACGACAAAAUCAGAGUCACUGGACUGUGACCCGAUAAAGAUGACUUCAACAGCCUCGACAACAGUAAUGACACGGACAUUCACGGUAACCAAGCAACAGCCUACAAUAAUUCUAGCAUCAUCGGCACAGGGACAGUCGGCAUUAUCAGAACGAUCAGUAUUACCAAAAAUCACGGUUAAAACAGAGCCAUUAGAUGCUUACGAUUCAUCAGAUCAAACAGUGAAUAUUGACUCGUUAGUGCUUCCACCAACACCCCCUAGUAGUAGUAACAGUGACAGUGACAGCUGUUCGAGCCCGCAGCGCUCCGCCCCAUCAAGUCCAGUUCGACAUCUUCCAUACUCUCGCCAGCUGGACCGGCAUUCAUCGUACUCAUCGUCUCUCUCACCCACAGGAUCAUCUCGCCAUUAUUCACACUCGUUGUAUUCGUCAUCUAGUCAGAGUGACAGUGGAGUAGACAUUGUAUUCCAGCAGAUUCCCACAUCGGGAGUCCUCAUGCUUACAGAAGAGGAGAAGCGGACUUUGAUCUCCGAGGGGUACCCUAUACCAUCCAAACUGCCACUCACCAAACAGGAGGAGAAAAAUCUGAAAAAAAUUAGACGCAAAAUUAAAAACAAGAUCUCAGCUCAGGAAAGUAGAAGAAAGAAGAAAGAAUACUUAGAGGCAUUAGAGAAAAGAGUGGAGUCGUUUUCACAAGAAAACAGUGAAUUAAAGAAGAAAGUUGACUCCCUGGAGAAUAAUAACAGAUCUCUAUUGAGUCAGCUUCAGAAGUUACAAAACCUUGUGGGUAAGAUUCCACGACCCAGUGGGACAGUCCCGCAGACAGGACUUAUGGUUCUGGUCUUAUGUUUCGCUGUAUUUCUGGGCAGUUGGACUCCAACUUCUCUCAAUAUUGGGUACUCCACCUCUAAACCCGGGCUUCCCAAUCAUCUACCUUUUGCGAGCCCACAGCUUGUGAAACCCUCGCCUAUGAUGGGCCCGCAAAUUGAAGGGGCUAAGGUCGAUGCUUACUGUACUCCGCCCAUGAAAUCUCGUGUGUUGAUGUCGUUACGCGGAGAACAAGAUGACCUUGACUGGUAUGAUAUAUAUGGCCCGAACAUACCAAAUGCUGAGCUUGAAAAGGAAGAUCAAGAAUCUGUUAAACCGGAGGUCAUCUGGUACCAACCGAAAGUGUCCUCCGUUGAACCGGAAAUUGUUGCUGACAAAAAUGUUACCAAUGACAACCCUGCAAACACCGAAAAUGCGGAGGAAUCUCUUCCUGUUGAAAAGAGCGAGGUAGUUGAGGUCACAGUAGACGGCCGAUUUGGUCACGCCAAUCACUCACGAGAUGAGCCAGUAAAAUCCGUCGUUGGAAAAGAUAUUUCACGAUCGGAUAUUGCAGUCGAGGGACUAGUUGAAAGUGCUGACACUAUUUAAAUAAAUAGAUAAUUUUGUCUUUUGUUUAUAUUGCAUAAUAUAUUGUGAGAAAUUAUGUUUGCUGAUAAAAACGUCUUGGUAAAAAUUGAGCACCGGUUUCUUGCUACUUAUCAAAACUGGUGUAUUUUUAUCAGGGUGAACAUCAGAAGUGCUGGUGAACUGUAUUCAUGCUACGCAUUAAUGUCGAUUAAUAAUCGUAUAUGUAAAUGAUUUCAAAACAGCGUGUGGUAUAAAUACUAUUUCUUAUGGAAAGACAACUUCACAUAAGUAACCUUGAAGAGAUUUUAUUUUUCCUUCAGGCUUAAGGUUGUUAAAGUCAGAAAUGACAGAAAUAUUGUCAUUUUACAUUCAAAGUGGAUUUGGCUUUCUUGAAUUAAUUGUACAUAUGUAAAUAUCGGAAAAAACCAUGAGGUGUAUUUAUUCAUUAAAAACAAACUGCUUCCAUUUUGUGAUGUCAUUAUACAAUGAUCCAGGUGGACCAAUCACAAUUGUGCAUUUAACUCAUUAUUAUUCAUGUAUUCAUUAGUCAUUACCAUAACCGUGAAUAUUCACACUUAAUGCCAUUAAUUUACCAUUCUUUGUGCUUAGAAUUAUUUUUGUUGUGUAAUAUUAUACUUUAACAUUUAUUUUCACAUGGAAUCAUGUCAAGUAUGUGAAACUGGGACAAAGUUAUAUGGGAAAAAAAAGUAAAACCAGAUCUUGAAAAUCCAAAUUUCGUAAGAAAAGUGAGAAAAGUAAAGGCUCUGUCUCAAAAUUCAAGCUUUAUCAUAUGCUAAUUUUGAUGCAUAAUAAUUGUGUAUUAAGGAAAUACUUAAAAAAAGCAAAAAAACUAAAAAAGCUGUGAAUAGCUUUCCCCAAUGUGAGACAAUUCAAACUCGAAUGUGGAAAUAAACAUAUUAGAAAAAAAAAGAAGAGAAUAAGAAAUUUAUUUUUUGAGAUUUAUUAUAUGUAUGUAUUUUGUUAUUUUAUAUGUGCAUAUGACUGUACUUUGAUUUUUUUUUUCUUUCUUCUUUUUACCUGUCUGUUAUAACUAUGAAAAUAUACCAGUAUAUGUGCGUGAACUUUGCUAGCAAAUGACUGUUUUACAAUAGCUCUUUCGGGAAGGAAAUGUACAGAGUGAAAACUAUUAUUGUACAAGAGUAAUUUAGCUUUGUAAAUAUUUAUAGAUGCAAUUAAAAAUGUAAAAUUAAUGGAAUAAAUGAGAUAUGUGAAUGAUAUUGUAGACAUGUACAUACUUAGAGAGAAGAAAAUACAUGUUUAUUUUAUUGAUUAUAUGGCCAUAUGAAAAUCUUGUUUGGUUUUCGGACUUUUUGUGACAAAAUGUUAAAAAAAAGUACUUUUUUCUAAGAAAAAAAUAUAGGGAAAGAUAAAUUUAAAGAAAUACAAAGAUGUGUGUAUUGUUUAAAAAAUAGAAAGGGCAUUUUUCAUGGUAUUUCAAAAGUUUUAUUCAAUAUUGUGAGAGAGAAAAAAAGGCUCUGAACCAAAUGAUUUAUUUAUUUGGCCUUAUGGUUUCAUCAGAACUCUCCUGUGAUACUUUAUUUUUGGUGGCCUGUAGGCCUAAAACCUGUGGUACGUUAUCAUAGUAAUUCAGAUUCUAUUUUUGUCAGAGUAGAUACAUUUGUAUACUAACAUUAAUAUACAAUUGGUCAUUUAUGAAUUUCUUUUCUCAAGUACAUUAAUUAUGUAGUUAUAUUCACUUUUUUUGUGUGAACGUUAAGUCGCACACAAUCAAGUUGUUAAUUGUUAAUAUAUUUUAAUGGGCUGGAUUUUCCAUAUUAGUGCAGAUUCGAGAAAAAAAAAUAAUACUAAAAAAAAAUCAGAGAAAUUUGAUAGAAAUAUUUAGCGGUAGAAUAGUUAUAUGCAUUUAUUGAAACACAUCAUUUCGGAGUACACAUAUAUAUUUAUUAAACUAUUCAUCUUUUUUAUUUUGUUUAUUUCUACAAUUUUGGGAUUGUAAGCUAGUCAUUUGCAUCCUACUUUACUAUUUUAUUCUCCAUUUUGUAUGUUUCAUCUGCACUUUAGUGGGUUGUGGGCCUCAGCAGCCUAAAACUGUUACUACUAAGUCUUUGAUUGGCUAACGAAAACGAGGGACUGUCUCAACGUGAAUGUUUUUACAAUAUUUGAAACUUUUGAGAUGUUCCUUGUUUUAUUUAGACCAAUCAGAGUCUCGAUUUCAAUAUUUGUUGUUGAUGAUGUUGACACAUCAUUUUGUGUCUUUUAAAGAAUUGUUAUAUAUAUAUAUGUAAAUGAACAUGACAGGUUCAAGAAUUGUGCUUUUUUGGGGGAGAGCAUUAUGCAAUUAAAAAAAAAGAAAUAUAUAUUUUAAAAUGAAAUAUAAA